Molecule: messenger RNA, 513 nt
Organism: Nerophis lumbriciformis (worm pipefish)
Lineage: Eukaryota; Metazoa; Chordata; Actinopteri; Syngnathiformes; Syngnathidae
Source: RefSeq, a predicted model, not a curated record
AUGACUAAGGAAGCCAACAAGGCAAAGGUGGUUUCAAAGGCGACGGCCGGUGAAUUGAAGUACGACAUCACGUAUGACAUCAAACUGACCAAGAUAUUGAAAGGUCCUAUCAGGCACUAUGAUACCAUCUGCACUGCAUCCUCCUCUGCAGCAUGUGGUGUGACUCUGAACAAAGGUGUAGAAUAUUUCAUCACAGGCCAACUGAAGCCUGACGGGUCGCUGCGUGUUUCAUCCUGUAAUUAUGUUGUACCCUGGAAGAGCAGCCAUGAUAUCCUGGUAGAACACUUUAUGAUGGGCUGUGAUUGCAAGAUCACUCGCUGCUCCUCUGUGCCGUGCGGGAUCGGCAGCCCAACUGAGUGCUUGUGGACAAAUACAAUUGACGAGCAGGACAAACAAUCUGCUUGCAUCAAGAAAAGUGAUGGUUCUUGUUCCUGGUACAGGGAGGAACCUAAUGGACAUUAAAGACCCUAAACUCCCAAGCAGAAAAUGUCAGAUACAAAUCAAUCUAUUUAA